Messenger RNA from Cyprinus carpio (common carp), 5234 nucleotides. Its product is annotated as dystrobrevin beta-like. Gene Ontology annotation, biological process: synaptic signaling. Bases 467 to 2308 code for a protein of 613 amino acids. Gene Ontology annotation, molecular function: zinc ion binding. Gene Ontology annotation, cellular component: plasma membrane; synapse. Lineage: Eukaryota; Metazoa; Chordata; Actinopteri; Cypriniformes; Cyprinidae. The record is from RefSeq and is a predicted model, not a curated record. The transcript is spliced from 20 exons.
CAAGCAUAUUGCACUGCAUUACAUAAAACUAACAGUCGGCUAAAGGCUUCGUAAUAAUCGUGCAUCUGAGAGCAAUAGUGCUGCUCAGUGAUGGGAAAGGCAGGAGUGCUCUGCUGUCCUCUGCUGUUGGCUGAUGCUCAGAGAAGCGCUCUCGCAGCCUGUACUGCAGUUCCUACAAGACCCAAUCAAACGGAACGCUAACCACGGCACAAAUACGAAGAUGGGGGAGCGCAGCGCUACCAAACUGCGGAUUAUUGAGUCAAUAUUUGUCAGUCUAUAUUAAAAGAAAAUUAAACGCAAGAGAGCUAUGAUGAAGAUGCUGAUGAUACGCCAGGAAUCGAGCGCGAGACCGUUGAUCGCUCUCAUCAGAUGCUGAUGAUGGUCGCGCGACCUGCGUGAUUUCAUCCCGCUGGAGCUUCCUGGUUUCUUUGCAUCACCUUAUCUGAGUCCCAGCCAACCUGACAGAAUGAUUGAAGAAGGAAGUAAAAGCAGCAAAUCCAUGGUGGAGAAGAGACAGCUCUUCAUGGAGAUGAGGGCACAAAACUUUGAUGUUAUUCGUCUCUCAACGUAUAGGACAGCAUGUAAGCUACGAUUUGUUCAGAAACGAUGCAACCUUCACCUAGUGGACGUGUGGAACAUGAUCGAAGCUUUCCGUGACAAUGGGCUAAGCACGUUAGACCACAACGCAGAGAUUAAUGUGUCACGCCUGGAGACCAUUUUGUCCUCCAUCUUCUACCAGCUCAACAAGCGGCUGCCCACCACCCACCAGAUAAACGUGGAGCAGUCCAUCGGCCUGCUGCUAAACUUCAUCGUGGCCACUUAUGACAGUGAAGGCCAUGGGAAACUCACAGUGUUUGCUAUGAAGGCAAUGCUAGCUACGAUGUGUGGUGGUAAAAUACUGGACAAAUUACGUUAUAUAUUUUCCCAGAUAUCAGACUCGAAUGGAGUGAUGGUCUUUGCCAAGUUUGACCAGUUCCUGAGGGAAGUGUUGAAGCUCCCCACGGCAGUGUUCGAGGGGCCAUCAUUUGGCUACACCGAGCACUCUGUGAGAACAUGCUUCCCUCAGCAGAGGAAGAUCUUGCUGAAUACGUUUUUGGAUGUGUUGAUGGCAGAUCCACCCCCGCAGUAUCUCGUAUGGCUACCUCUCAUGCACCGACUCGCUAAUGUAGAGAAUGUCUUCCAUCCAGUGGAAUGUUCGUAUUGCCGGAGUGAGAGCAUGAUGGGUUUCCGCUACCGCUGCCAGCAGUGCCAUGGCUACCAGCUUUGUCAGAGCUGCUUCUGGCGUGGUCAUGCCAGCGGCCCCCAUAGCAACCAGCACCAGAUGAAGGAGCACUCCUCAUGGAGGUCUCCAGCAAAGAAGCUCAGUCAUGCUAUCAGUAAGUCUCUGGGCUGCAUGCCGAUCGGAGAGCCGCCUCACCCUGUGUUUCCAGAGGCAGCAGAAAGACCUCAGGACCUCGCACACAAUACUCAGCUGAGGCCAGUGGCCAACGACAUGAACGAUACCGUUCUCAUUUCCUCCGGGGCGCCCACGCCUUCAAAAAGUAGCACCCUUGAGAGUCCCAGCAGACUGGAUGAAGAACAUCGUCUUAUCGCGCGAUAUGCUGCUCGUCUGGCAGCGGAGGCCAGCAACUCCACUCAAUGCCCUCCAACUGAUCUGAGUUUCAACUUUGAUGCUAAUAAGCAACAGAGGCAGCUCAUCGCAGAACUAGAGAAUAAAAACAGGGAGAUACUGCAGGAAAUCCAGCGUCUGCGUCUCGAACAUGAACAGGCUUCUCAACCCACCCCUGAGAAAGCCCAGCAGAACCCCACUCUACUGGCAGAGCUACGGCUGCUACGGCACAGAAAAGAUGAGUUGGAGCGGCGCAUGUCGGCCCUUCAGGAGAGCAGGAGAGAACUAAUGGUCCAGCUGGAAAGUCUCAUGAGGCUGCUGAAGGACGAAGAGCAGAAACAGGCAGCUCAGGCGGGGAGUUCGCCCCACUCAUCUCCCAGCCACAGUGCCAGCUGCACCAUGCCUAUGCCCAUCCGCUCCACCUCAGCCGGCUCAACCCCUACACACACGCCACAGGACUGCCUGGCAGGGGUCGGAGAUGACGUGCUGGAUGCCUUCUCUCAGGGUGUACCAAGAAAUCUCCGUAAUGAUCUUUUAGUGGCUGCAGACUCAAUCACAAACACUAUGUCGUCACUAGUGAAAGAACUUCACUCAGUGGAUGACGGUUUAGAAGAAGAAGAGGAGAACAUGCGAAAUGGAAGGGAGAAGGUGUCAUCGCUGAAGCAUUCUGGGAAAAGGCACUCCACCCCUUCAUUCUAAGCCCCAGGAAAGAACCAGCGACAUCAAAAGCUCUCUGGCAUUCGCACAUAGACAAAUGCAUGCUCUUCCCCAGCUGGGUUUCACUAUGUGAAACCAAUUCUUCAUCAAACCUUGCACAGAGCAAAUUGUAUUUAUUAGGAAGUAUAUAAAUAUAUAUAUAAAUAUAUAUAUAUAUAUAUAUAUAUAUAUAUAUAUAUAUAUAAAUAUAUAUAUAUAUAUAUAUAUUAUAUAUAUAUAUAUAUAGCUCUAUGUCUAUCUGUAUAAACCCAUUGUUAUCACAUUACCCAUGAGAAUGGCUUGUUUGUGCUUUCUUAAAAAACCUUUAUGACUUUGUGAUUACUACUCUUUAAAACGAACGCACUGUGCAUCUUCAUGACGUCACUCAAAUGGAUCUAUGCUGUAGCUAUUUUUCCAGAUGUUCCCCACACAGGAAGCUUUUUUGUAUAACUAGUGAUGAUUUUUUUGUGUUUUAAUGCAUGGAGUGGCUCUACUGGAUAGAUGGAGAGGGUUCAUAUUUGCUCUGCAUGUGACAUUUAUUCCGAUCGAUUCGAGUGAUGCCUGCUCCUUGUAGUCUUCUGAUCAUCAAACUGCUGCUUCUGCAUCACACGCAUCAGAACCACCAUAUAUCAGGGACGUCUCGUAGAGCUCGCUGUUUGUCUGGGAUUUCUGCUACUGUGUUAAGUUUAGCCCGUCGUUGUGGCCGUUGUUUUAGCACUUCGGUAUUGCCUCUUAGUUUAGAGUAUCGCAUAUAUAUAUAUCUCUGUAUUUUUGGAGAGCAUAAAGGGACUUUAAUGGAAUACGGAUAUAUGUUCCGUAUAUCCAUAAACCAGCUUAGCCAGCCAUCUUUUGAGUGCACACGUCUCUGUAAAAGUUAUUUCAAAAGCUUUAUUGAGUUUGUUAUUGUGUAAACUCGUAUGAAAUAAAUGAAACCAGUGCUCAGGGACUGUUGAGAGAGGAACACGGUAGCAAUGCUUGUGAACAAAUGGGUGGAAUUUAGUUUGACACCACGAAGGUCAAAUGUCAAAGAUUAGCACAGGUCAUAAAAACUUUAUGGAACAGCUGAGUGUGGAAAACAGGAUCGUUGUAUGGAAGCCUGUCUCUGCCACAUAAGACAAAAUGCAUAGGUAAACCAAUAAUUAUGGCAUGAAAUGUGAUAUUAUGUCAUAUUAAGUCAUAACUAUGAGAUAAAAGUCGAAACUGCCAUAGUCAAAAUUAUGAGAUAACAGUCAUAGUCAUAACAAAAUGUUGAAAUUAUGAGAUAACAGUCGUAAUUAUGACAAGUCAACACUGAGAUAAAAAUUCUUGCCAUUCAAUUAUGCCAUAAAAGCGUAAACAUAAAUAUAAGAUAAAAAGUCAAAAGUAUGAGAUAAAAAGUCAAACGUAUGUGGAAUCAUAAUUAUGACAAAAUCCAAAUUUCAACUUUCUAUCUCAUAAGUUUGACUUCUUACCAGAAUUAUGACUUAGUGUGUCAUAAUUUCAGCUUUUUUGUAAUUAUGAUUUUUAGGUCAUAAUUAUGAUUCAGAUUUACAAAAACAAAGGCUUCCAUAGUUUUGCGCAUCAGGCGGUGUUAAGAAGAGGACAUGCUUAGAGUCCAAAGCUUUAUUGUCAUGAGGAAGACAGUUUGACUUACUGUACUUGAAUCAGAAGGAAUUCAGGUUCAAUAAUUACAUUUAUCUAAUUAUUCUAAGUAUGUAAUUUUGUUAUACUCGUGAUUUGUUCUUUGUUAGUUUGGUUUCAAGUAAGAAAUAAUAACCAUUAUUUAAAAAAAAAAGUUUUGUUUAUGACUGCUAACAUUUGAAUGUUAAAUUAAAUCCAUUGAGCAACAGUUUGAAGUGAGUUUUGGUGUAGAAUAUUCAAAUCCUUUUACAUUUAUGAGAUUCAAUAGAUGAAAUGAUUCAUUCACUAUUACUUUUCUAAUAUGCUUGUAAUUGUGCAUAAGGAAGUCUUCUGAAUGGCUACAAUAUGAACAGUGAUGUUUUACACUGGAAAAAGUGUUGCUUCUGUUAUAGUGAGUGCAAUCAUAUAUAUUUGCCUUUUCAAAUCAGAUUUUACAUGAUCAUAAUGCUUGUUUUGUGUUUCAAGGAAAGGAAUAUACAGUGCAGUUGGGAAUUUAUUGUCAUUGGUUAAAUUUGCAAAGUACAGCUUGAACGACAGCGUACAAAAUACUCUCAGAUGACAAGUUUGAAGGUUUGAUUAUGUUCCAACAUUUGCUACAAAUAUGAAUGCAAUCUUCUGAUGUAGGUGUGUGCCUAGAUGUACUGUAUAAAGUGCUGUAUAAAAUAAAAUAUUCUGCACAUGUGCAAGUCAGCCCUUAAAUAGAAGUUUUAGUAUGUGACUUAGUCGGAAUGCAGUCAUUAUUUACCUGUGAUCUUUGGGGAAAAAAAUAUUGUUCUGCCUUUAAAAGUUGUGCCAAACUGUUUGCCAACCUGUAGUGUGUCCUUUAGGUAUUUGUUCUGUGUAUUUGUGUGUGUUAAAACCACAAUUUAUUGAUUAUGAAUUUACUGAAGCAGUCCACAGAGAGGGUAACUAAUAACGGGGUGCCUUAAAUGGUUGAAACACAAUACAGUUUAAGUGGAAGGAACCCCGCUUGUAAUCAAAUUCAAGUAUCAUCCCAAAUUUAUAUGUUACAGAUGUGGCUCCAACAGAGGACCUCCUUUUUCAUCAAAGUUAGACGAAACAAUAUUUCAAGAACAAAAUCCGCAAUCAGGUUUUCAUUUCUUUGGCAACUCAUUAUUUUAUUGUGUUUAAAAACCCAAACUGUCAGCUGAAGCUACGAACACUGUUUAAUUAUUUCAUUUGAUGGCUUUGCUGCUGUAUACAAUCAUUGAUUGCAAAGGUUUACGUUCAUAUUUGUGUUUACGUCACCCCUAUGUCUUUUUGUAUACUAUUAAAGGGUAAAAUAUAUGAAAAAACUUCAAAGGACACA